Hippocampus comes (tiger tail seahorse) is the source of this 1463-nucleotide messenger RNA. RefSeq names its product protein TMEPAI-like. Gene Ontology annotation, cellular component: early endosome membrane; Golgi membrane. Gene Ontology annotation, molecular function: R-SMAD binding. The transcript is spliced from 4 exons. The record is from RefSeq and is a predicted model, not a curated record. Gene Ontology annotation, biological process: negative regulation of transforming growth factor beta receptor signaling pathway. The coding region runs from base 561 to 1400 and encodes 279 amino acids. NCBI's taxonomy places the organism in Eukaryota, Metazoa, Chordata, Actinopteri, Syngnathiformes, Syngnathidae.
UAAAGUAUUGCCCCCCCACUCAAAAAAAAAAAAAACAGAUUAGCAGUGCGGUAGCCUUACAGGCACAAAACAAAUACGUUGUUGAGUUCUCCAAAUAGAUGUUAGUUUGAAUUUGACGGAGUUCAUAAGUAAUAAGAAGCAAUGACAUUCUUGUUGACAAACUAUAUUACAGUCUUACGUUCUCCUGGUGUACCUAAUAUUGUGGCCACUGAGUGCAUAUUCUCACGCAUGUAUGUAAUAGAGCUCUGCAGGUCACGGUCAGGGAUGGGGGAGUGAGUGCGCGCGCGUGAGUGUGUGUGUGUGCGUGUGUGUUUUAAUGCAGAGGCCGUCUGGAGGAUGUGUCUGGCCGGCCCUCCCUUCCAUUGUCCCCUAUCCAGUCCUCCCCCACGAAGUUGGGGGGUGGGUGGGUCAGUUCUGUAAAUCACAACGCCUCGCAGUUGUCUGACACGAAUGCAAAGCACCGGACGGCGCAUUUUUCUUUCUUCCCCAUCCUAUGGCGAGGUUCCUGGAAGUCGAAAUGGGGCUCCGAGUCGGCAGGAUCCGUAUGUAGCCAGGGCUGCAUGCGGAGGCUCCGGGCUGCCUGCAGCGGCGGCGGGUCCUCCUCGGACCGACGCGUUCUCCGGUGUCCCGGCGGCCGUCUCAUGCGAAACCCAGCGGCCCAUUUGCGAAGCUCCAGCCCCACACAGUCCAAUGGUCAUUGCCUUUGCAACAGACCCCAGCCACAGGGCAUGGAUAUAUCUGAACUGGAGCUGGUUCAGAUAAUACUUAUCCUGCUGGCGAUGAGCGUCAUGGUGGCCGUGGUCGUGUGCCUUCUCAUCCACUACCGCCUGGUCGCCCUGUCCCUCCUCGGCAGGCUCGGCCACGCUCAGGAAGUCCCGACGGAGGAGGUGCGACGGGACACGAGUGGUUGGCAAAACGGCAUGUUGAAUCGACAUGGGCAAGGCCAGCCGAUCCGUGGCCUCCAGAACCACAUCACACCGGUCUUCGCGCAGCACCGCCACCUGUGUCGCCUGCAGCCCACCUACCCCGACAUGCUGCAGGAGACUGUCAACCUGCCCCCCAUGAUCUGCUUGCCCGACGCAGAGGAAAAGGAGCGCCGCAAGACUCCCCGCUGCUUCCAGCAACAUCCGGAGCUAAAGUGCUCCUGCAUUUGCGCCCCUCCCAACCGUAACGUCCUCACGGACAAUUACGGACAGAGCACCGGCCCACCGGCAGCCAAAAGCGAGUCGGGAAGCAGCGGAGAGAGGUCCGAGAGCCCCCCGCCCUCCUAUAGUGUGACUAUAAAAGACUCCUAUUGUCAAAGUCCUCUCCCGAGUCCUAAAAGGUUGCAAACAAGCUGGAGCGCCAUUGAAAACACAACCUCCACUGCGGCCGUCCCUCAUAACUCCUCGGUCACCUGAGAGACUCAACCAAACGCUUUCUUUGUCAUACUUAAAUGUUAUCAAAAAUGUUCUAUGCGGUGC